Castor canadensis (American beaver) is the source of this 467-nucleotide messenger RNA. The record is from RefSeq and is a predicted model, not a curated record. NCBI's taxonomy places the organism in Eukaryota, Metazoa, Chordata, Mammalia, Rodentia, Castoridae.
GGUGGGCAGAAAAAGAAUUGAACAUGAUGAAGCUUUUCUUUGAUAAUCUAGUAUACUACAUUCAAGCUGUCAGAGAAGGAAGACAAAAACAUGCACUGUAUAGCCAUAGUGCCGAAGUUCAAGUUCGACUUCAGUUCUUGACUUGUGUAUUUUCAACUCUGGGAUCACCUGAUCAUUUCAGGUUAAGUUUAGAGCAAGUUGACAUCUUGUGGCAUUGUUUAGUAGAAGAUUCUGAGUGCUAUGAUGAUGCACUCCAUUGGUUUUUAAAUCAAGUUCGAAGUAAAGAUCAGCAUGCUAUGGGAAUGGAAACCUAUAAACAUCUUUUCCUGGAAAAGAUGCCCCAGUUAAAACCUGAAACGAUUAGCAUGACUGGCUUGAACCUGUUUCAGCACUUGUGUAACUUGGCUCGAUUGGCUACCAGUGCCUAUGAUGGUGGUUCCAACUCUGAGGUAUGACUUAUAGACUUA